Molecule: messenger RNA, 684 nt
Organism: Aspergillus tubingensis
Lineage: Eukaryota; Fungi; Ascomycota; Eurotiomycetes; Eurotiales; Aspergillaceae
Product: WSC domain-containing protein
Exons: 2
Coding region: 1-684 (227 amino acids)
Source: RefSeq, a predicted model, not a curated record
AUGAAGGUUACCAGCCUCUCCGCCAUUCUGGCGCUCUCUCUUUCCGCGCACGCUCUAUCUAACGGUUUCGUGGGCUGCUACUCAUCCUCCGGCAGCUUGGUGAACAAGGGUUCCAGUCAAUUUCAAUCCACGGGAUUAUGCACAAGUACUUGCGGUCGCAAUGGUGCGAGAUACGCUGCUACCACAAAUAGCGUUGACUGCUACUGUGGCUCUUCGCUGCCUCCGAGCGCGAAGCUCGUCUCCCAGUCAGAGUGCAAUAUCAACUGCCCAGGAUUUCCAGAGGACCAUUGUGGAGGCAAUGGCUUCUGGUCCGUUCACCAGACCUAUAUCACGGGCGAUGACGUUGACGGCGGCGACAACAACACAGAUGAUGGAAAUGGGGACAGUGAUUCGGGCGGGAAUGGUCCAAACGAUGGCCCUGGUAGUGGUUUUGGGGAUGGCCCAGAUGAUGGUCCAGGCAAAGGCCCAGGUGGCGGCCCGGAAACGACGACGGCAUCCAGCUUCACCGUUUAUCCCACUCCUUCUGCAGUCAUUACGGUGACAUCGGUUCCAGCUGUGACCGGCACCAGCUCCCCAUCUGCCACUCUCCCGAGCAAGGAAUCGUCCAGUGUCUCCGUCGCGACGGUGUCUCCAACCACAGCCACGUCGGGGGCCAGCCGGCGAUUCCGGUUCUUAUUUUUCUAG